UGUUUUGAAAAAACACUUGUUUCUCACACACCGACAAACGACAGCGGGAACAGUAUUCGGCAACAACCCACCGUUAAUCGUAAUCAUCGCCUACCUGCCGAUGACGGAAUUCGUUUCAGAAUCAGUUCCUCUUCCAUUAUCAGUGGAAAGCUUGAUCGAAGAGAUGUGUGUCCAGAAGCUUCUUCCUUUACCUAACUUUUCUGCUCGGAAAAUACUUUUCAAUAUCGGCGAAGUUGCCGCCAUCGAUGUUCUCAGAAAAAUCGGAAUCACUCGAACUCCCAUUCGUGAUUUAAGUAGUUACAUUAUAUUUAUGGCUAAUAAAUAUUAUAAAUCCUCUUCUUCUUCUUCAUUUCCAAUUCCUGAUGCUGAAAGUAUUUGUAUUUCUUCACCUUCUGCUUCUUCCACCGCGUCUACUCCCAACAGAAAUCCGUUCUAUGAUUCUCCAACUUCAAAGCAGUUUCUAGAAUCACCAUUCAGUGCGGAAACUCCUAUUCAACGACAAAAUUCUAGUUUAUCAUGUUCUAGUCUAAAAGAAGCAAUUCCUAACUAUAGCCCAAGUACCAGUCAGAGUGUUUCAUCACACAUAAAGCUUGUUACAUCAGCUAGUCCUGGUUCAAGCGGCACAAAGCCUAAAAAUGUUGAUCAGCACUUUUCUGGCUCUCCAAGUUCCAGCCAUGGUGGUUCUCCUGUUCAAAAGAAACUCUUUACGUCAUCUUAUUCUCCAACUCCCAAGUAUCCUAUAAACCCGAAAGCACUGGAUCUCUCGGAGCUUGAAUUUCGGAAAUUAUUUAUGGUGUAUAGUUACUUUGGAAGAAAGAAGGUGGAGGACACUGUUUCUGAUAAUGAUGCAAUCAAAAUUAUGUCAAUGAAAAAUAUUCCAAUGUUGAAAUUUGAGGAUUGGAUGUGGAAAAAUUUUGGCUGCCAUUACUGCCAACCCUGUGAUAGAGCAGUGUAUCAUGAUUGGGAUUCUGGGAAGACACAUCUAUAUUUUUGCUAUGUGUAUUCUGAUGGAAGUUACCAAUUCAAGGGUCCAUAUCUUGCUACACAAAGAACUCACCUACAGAAGGCAUUAGGAGAUGAAAAUGUGUUAAUUGUCAAGUUUGCAGAGGCUGAGACCGACACAAUGACCGCUAGAUAUUAUAAAAUGAUUGCUGAAGCAGGAAUUCUUGUCGGGUUGACACGUUACCGCUUUUUUGUCUUUAAGGAUGGAGGCAAAGAAAGCCUGAAGAACGGAAAUGUGGACAAAAAACGACGGUCGUCAGGGACAGUUAAAUGCUAUUUUGUUAAAAGAGAAUCUAUUGCUCCUUGGAUUGAAAGAGACAAUUCCUUAAUGAGCUACAAAACAACCCAUGAUUUACGGUGUCUCUUCAUGCAUGUGCACACGGUCCCUAGCAUGGCCAAGUACAUUGCUAGAUUUUCCCUUAUCUUAUCAACUACAAUAAAGCUCCCUAUUGAUCUUGCUUCUGUGUCGGUGGAAGAAAUUGACGACAUUCCUUGUAUUGAUCAAUAUGGUAGUAUUGUGUACGAUGAAGAUGACAACCCAUUAAUACAAACAGAUGGAACCGGAUUUAUAUCUGAAGAUCUUGCUGUCUUAGUCCCAAACAAUUUUUAUGAUGCGAAGUAUAUGAAAGAUAAAGAUUACAAGAAGCUUGAGCUUCACCAACCUGAAGUUGGAUCAACGCCUCUUAGAGAUGCGCCUUUGCUGAUUCAGUGCCGCUUGUUUAAUGAGGGUUCUGCUGUAAAAGGAACUCUUCUUGUCAAUAAAAAGCUUGGACCGAGAACAAUUCAGGUCAGACCGUCAAUGAUCAAGGUUAAGAAAGAUCGAACAUUGUCACAGACCAAAACAUUUAAUUCCUUGGAAGUAGUUGCUAUAAGUCAUAAACCAAAUGAGGCUAAAUUAUCAAAGCAUUUGAUUGCACUUUUAAGCAUCGGAGGUGUACCCAAAAAAUACUUUCUUGACUUACUGGAACGUACAUUAGAAGAAGUGCAAAGCGUGUUUAUUGAUCGACGUGCAGCAUUUCGAGUGGCGAAUAUAUAUCAACAGAUAGAUGAUUCUGGAAUUUGUCUCGAAAUGUUUGGGGCCUGCAUUCCUCUUAGUGAGUCAUUCUUCCAAUAUCGGUUAUCUCAGCUGGCUAAAGAAGAGAGAAAGGGGCUUGGUGAAGGGAAAAUCCCACUUAGUGAUAGCUUCUAUCUAAUGGGAACUACUGAUCCAACAGGAACCUUGAAUAGGGAUGAAGUUUGUAUUAUUCUAGGGAACGGCCAGCUAUCAGGGAAGGUUCUUGUAUACAGGAAUCCAGGCCUUCAUUUCGGAGACAUACACGUUUUAAAUGCCCGGCAUGUGGCGGAAUUGAGAGAUUAUGUUGGAAAUGGUAAAUAUGCGAUAUUCUUUUCUACGAAAGGCAGAAGAUCAGUAGCAAAUGAAAUUGCAAAUGGAGAUUUUGAUGGGGAUCUAUAUUGGGUCACCAACAACCAUGAGCUAUUGGACAACUUCAAAGCAUGUGAGCCAUGGACACGUAGUUCCUCGACACCCAGCACUUCAGAUAAGAAACCGAGUGACUUCUCACCGGAAGAAUUAGAGCACGAACUAAUUAGACUAUUUUUUUCUCCAAAUUCACAUAGUAGCGCAGCUGGCACCGCAGCUGAUAGCUGGAUGGCCUUUAUGGAUCAGUAUCUGACAUUGCUGGACAAUGAUGCUGAUGAAAAGCAUGUUCUCAAGAGAAAGAUGUUGACGCUGAUCGAUUUAUACUAUGAUGCUUUAGAUGCACCUAAAAGUGGUCAAAAGGUUGUAAUUCCUCAUGGUUUAAAAGCAACCCAUUAUCCACAUUAUAUGUGUCGUAAACCUGAUUAUCAUUCUACGUCCAUACUCGGACAAAUUUAUGAUAGAUUUCAGAGUUGUAAAAAUGAGAAGUUACAAGCACAAGAGAUCUCGAAAUUAAAUGACUUCAAUGUUAACAUACCCGAUUCUUGUUUGAAGCUGUGGAAGGAAAACUACCAAGCCUAUAGAAUAGAUAUGUCAAGCGCAUUAAGAUAUAAUGAUAUAUCAAAAAAUGAGGCUGCAAACAGUGUCAUUGAGAAGUAUAAGCUGAUGUUAUACGGUGCUUCUGAUUUGAAAGAUAGCACAAGGAACAUGGAUGAUGUGUAUGACGAAGCUCUAGCAAUAUAUCAUGUGUGUUAUGACUAUGCUAUACGCUGGAAGGAUGUAGGAAAAUGUGGUUUUGCUUGGAAAGUGGCUGGUUCAGCCCUUUGUGCGUAUUAUCGGAAGAUCCACUGUAUGAAGACUGGAGACAGGGAGAUUACAUUCAUCUCCUCGGCAUUUGAUGGUAUUUUUUAAGAAUAAAUAUGGUAGUUUAAUGUAGUUCUGAUAUCCCGGAAGCACAUAACUUGAUAUCAUUGUAAUCAUAACAUGUAUAUAAUGUAACAAUAAGUAGGAAGAUGGUCUUUAGGACUUAGGAGUAAAUUAUGUUAAGUGAUGUUCAGUUGAAGAUGUAUUAAUGUAAAAACAUGUACUUAAAUGAGAGACUGUAUUGCUAUAAAA
Molecule: messenger RNA, 3535 nt
Organism: Erigeron canadensis
Lineage: Eukaryota; Viridiplantae; Streptophyta; Magnoliopsida; Asterales; Asteraceae
Product: probable RNA-dependent RNA polymerase 5
Exons: 19
Coding region: 101-3331 (1076 amino acids)
Biological process (GO): siRNA processing
Cellular component (GO): nuclear RNA-directed RNA polymerase complex
Molecular function (GO): RNA-directed RNA polymerase activity
Source: RefSeq, a predicted model, not a curated record